Messenger RNA from Hermetia illucens (black soldier fly), 1062 nucleotides. It is a transcript of the gene Trm7-32, whose product is annotated as putative tRNA (cytidine(32)/guanosine(34)-2'-O)-methyltransferase. Gene Ontology annotation, cellular component: cytoplasm. The record is from RefSeq and is a predicted model, not a curated record. The transcript has 3 exons. Gene Ontology annotation, molecular function: tRNA methyltransferase activity. NCBI's taxonomy places the organism in Eukaryota, Metazoa, Arthropoda, Insecta, Diptera, Stratiomyidae. Gene Ontology annotation, biological process: tRNA methylation; cytoplasmic translation. Bases 113 to 1030 code for a protein of 305 amino acids.
GGGGGAAAAUAAUGUCAGUUUGUUGAUAAAUAGAAAUUAAGCAGUGUCAAAGUUGUCAAAGCGAGCGUGGACUGGUCGAGAAGUUUAGCUACGAAUAUUGGAUUUAUCGGAAAUGGGGAAAACAUCCAAAGACAAGCGAGAUAUCUACUAUCGUUUGGCCAAAGAAGAAGGAUGGCGUGCUCGAAGUGCUUUUAAACUACUUCAAAUAGACGAGAAGUUCGGCAUCCUGAAAGGUGUAACACGCGCCGUUGAUCUGUGCGCAGCCCCAGGCAGUUGGAGUCAAGUUCUAUCCAAAAGACUUUAUGAAAACCGCAAGGAAGAUGUAAAAAUUAUCGCAGUCGACCUACAAGCUAUGGCUCCCCUUCCGGGCGUAGUACAACUCCAAGGCGACAUCACGAAACUCAGUACUGCAAAUGCAAUAAUUGAGCACUUCGGGGAAGAAAAGGCGCAACUUGUAGUAUGCGAUGGCGCUCCGGACGUAACAGGACUUCAUGAUAUCGACGAAUACAUUCAAUCCCAACUACUGCUCGCCGCUUUGAGCAUCACCACACAUGUCCUUACCCCAGGGGGAAAUUUCAUAGCGAAAAUUUUUAGGGGAAAGGACACAACUCUACUUUACUCUCAACUAAGGAUAUUUUUCGAGAAAGUCUCCAUCGCAAAACCAGCCAGUUCUCGAAACUCGAGUAUUGAAGCAUUUGUUGUUUGCCAGAACUACACUCCACCUGAGGGAUAUAUACCACAAAUGAUUAACCCGAUGAUUGACGACGUUCAGAUUAUUAUUGACGACACCGAUUCGGAAGUGAAUCAUGCAAUUAUUCCUUUUGUUGUGUGUGGCGACUUGAGGGGAUUCGACUCGGAUAUGUCGUACAGCUUGAAUCUUCCUGGGCAAAAGGAAUACACCUACCGAGAAGUUGUGCAGAAACCUAUUGCACCGGCAUACAAAGAAAUUCUUGAAAAGGUGAAAAGCUGCUCAAUCAAGCAUUCCGCUAUUACUGUUGAACACACGGAACAGACGAGUUCAGAUAAAUGAAAUGGUGGAAUAAAAAAAAAUCGGAACAGAAA